AUGCCACCCUUCAUUCUCCAGAUGGCCACUCAAGAGAUGUUGCUCAGAGGCCAUUCCCAGAGUGAGAUGCCUAUUCUGAAGGAUCAUGCACUUAGGCCCAAUGAAACAGCUGCUCUGAGGACAGGACUGCUUGUAGGAACCUUGGAUGUAGUUUUGGACUCCAGUGCUAGAGUUGCUCCUUAUAGGAUCUUACAUCAAACGCAGGAUUCUCAGAUCUAUUGGGCAGUGGCAUGUGGCUCAUCCCGUCAGGAAAUUACAGAACAUUGGGAGUGGCUAGAAAAUAAUUUGCUCCAGACUCUUGCAAUCUUUGACAAUGAAGAAGAUAUCACUACCUUUGUCAAGGGUAAAAUACAUGGAAUUAUUGCUGAAGAAAAUAAGAAUCAGCAGCCGCAGGGGGAAGAAGACCCUGGCAAAUUUAAGGAAGCAGAACUGAAGAUGCGCAAACAGUUUGGAAUGCCUGAAGUAGAGAAACUUGUUAAUUAUUACUCCUGCAGUUAUUGGAAAGGACGUGUCCCAAGGCAGGGCUGGCUAUAUCUCACUGUUAAUCACCUUUGUUUCUAUUCCUUCCUUUUGGGCAAAGAAGUGACCUUGAUAGUCCAGUGGGUAGAUGUAACGCAGCUAGAGAAGAAUGCAACCCUUCUGUUUCCUGAAUGCAUCAAAGUGAGUACCAGAGACAGUGAACUCUACUUUUCAAUGUUCCUGAACAUCAACGAGACCUUCAAGUUAAUGGAACAGUUGGCUAACAUUGCCAUGCGUCAACUGUUUGAUAAUAAAAGUUUCACGGAGGACAUGUUGCUUCCCAAACCCAGCAAGCCACUCAAGAAUAUCUCAGCACUCAAGAGGGAUCUGGAUGCCAGAGCCAAAAACGAAUGGUACCGUGCUACUUUUCGACUGCCUAAGGAUGAACGUCUUGAUGGGCACACAGACUGUACUUUGUGGACCCCAUUCAAUAAAAUCCACAUCCUCGGCCAGAUGUUUGUUUCCAAUAACUAUAUCUGUUUUGCUAGCAAGGCAGAAGAGGCAUGUCAUCUCAUAAUACCACUUAGGGAGGUUACAAUUGUUGAGAAAGCAGACAGCUCCAGUAUUUUGCCUAGCCCACUUUCCAUCAGCACCAGAAGCAAAAUGACCUUCCUUUUUGCCAACCUGAAGGACCGAGACUUCCUAGUACAGAGAAUUUCUGACUUCCUGCAGACGACUUCUUCAAAGCAAACAUGCCACAGUGGCAGGGACCAAAAGAAGAGCGUUAGUGACCAUGCCUAUGAGGUACAGUAUUAGCAGUGAGCCCUGGAAUUAUUCUCUGAAUAUUUCUAAUUAUUCUGGCAAUUGACUGUGAUUUCUAUUAUUGACAGGACAUUAGAACUUAUUAGAUAGCAUUGACUGCCUCAGUUUCGAGAGCAAGAAGG
This is a messenger RNA of Python bivittatus (Burmese python), 1403 nucleotides long. The record is from RefSeq and is a predicted model, not a curated record. Lineage: Eukaryota; Metazoa; Chordata; Lepidosauria; Squamata; Pythonidae.